This is a messenger RNA of Onychostoma macrolepis, 2222 nucleotides long. It is a transcript of the gene med17, whose product is annotated as mediator complex subunit 17. Gene Ontology annotation, cellular component: mediator complex; core mediator complex. The record is from RefSeq and is a predicted model, not a curated record. The coding region runs from base 167 to 2098 and encodes 643 amino acids. NCBI's taxonomy places the organism in Eukaryota, Metazoa, Chordata, Actinopteri, Cypriniformes, Cyprinidae. Gene Ontology annotation, molecular function: transcription coregulator activity. The transcript has 13 exons. Gene Ontology annotation, biological process: regulation of transcription by RNA polymerase II.
CCGUAAAGCUCGUUUCAACUUUGACCCCUGCCAAGCCUCGCGAGAUUUGAGCAGAAGCUCUCGUUCGCGCAGCGUCGCACAGCUUGAGAACUACAACGCAAACACACAAAGACAAGCAGAAAACCGAGGCACUUCAUAGAUUGUGUGCAGAGCUUCAGCGGUCAGCAUGAUGUCUGGGGGUCCGGCGGUGCGCGUCAGCAUCGAGUCUCAGUGUGAGCGUCAGGUGCAGGAGGUGUCUCUGGACGGUCUGGAGACGUACGUCCCGCCGCUCUCCAUGUCUCAGAACCUGGCCAAGCUGGCGCAGCGGAUCGACUUCGACCAGAGCUCGGACUCGGAGCAGGACGGGCCGGAGCGGGAGAGCCGGGAGCCGUGGAGCAAGCCGGAGCCGGAGGAGGACGAGGGUGCGGUGAAGUUCCAGCCGUCGCUGUGGCCGUGGGACUCGGUGCGUAAUAACCUGCGCAGCUCUCUGACCGAGAUGUGUGUGCUGCACGACGUGCUCAGCGUGCUCAAGGAUAAGAAGUACAUGGCGCUCGACCCCGUGUCCCAGGACCCCAGCGUGACCAAGACCCCGCAGGUGUUCCAGCUGAUCAGUAAGAAGAAGUCUCUGGCCACGGCGGCGCAGCUGCUGCUGAAAGGAGCAGAGAAACUCACCAAGUCUCUGGCUGAGAACCAGGAGCAGCGCAGACAGCGGGACUUCAACUCGGAGCUGCUGCGUCUGCGCUCGCAGUGGAAGCUGCGCAAGCUCGGGGACAAGAUCCUGGGCGACCUGAGCUACCGCAGCGCCGGGUCUCUGUUCCCCCAUCACGGCACGUUCGAGGUCAUCAAGAACACAGACCUCGACCUGGAUAAGAAGGUCCCAGAUGAUUACUGUCCGCUCAGCGUGCAGAUCCCCAGCGACCUGGAGGGAUCGGCGUAUAUUAAGGUGUCCAUUCAGAAGCAGUCUCCUGAUAUCGGAGACCUCGGCACAGUCAAUCUCUUCAGAAGACAGCUUAAAGCCAAACCCGCUUCUCAGAUGUGGCAUUUAAAGCUGGAGGCGGCUCAGAAUGUGCUGCUGUGUAAGGAGAUCUUUGCUCAGCUCUCACGUGAAGCUGUUCAGAUCAAAUCACAGAUUCCUCACAUCGUCGUCAAGAACCAGAUCAUCUCGCAACCCUUUCCUGGUCUGCAGCUGUCCAUCUCUCUCUGCCACUCCACUGGAGAGAAGAAAAGCCAGAGAGCGUCUCCAGAGAAGAGCAAGCCAGACGACCAUCUGUAUGUGUUAGAACACAACCUCCACCAGCUGAUACGAGAGUUCCACAAGCAGACGCUGAGCUCGGUGGUGAUGCCCCAUCCUGCCAGCGCUCCGUUCGGACACAAGCGCUUGCGGCUGGCGGGACCCAUGGCCUACGACAAAGCAGAGAUCAGCUCCCUGCAGCAGAACGAGGGACUCCUGGAGAAGAUCAUCAAACAGGCCAAACACAUCUUCCUGAGGAGCAGGACGGCGCGAACCAUUGACAGUCUGGCCAGUCGUGUCGAGGACCCUCAGAUCCAGGCUCACUGGUCCAACAUCAACGAUGUGUAUGAGUCCAGCGUCAAAGUGCUCAUCACCUCGCAGGGAUACGAGCAGAUCUGCAAGUCGAUCCAGCUGCAGCUGAACAUCGGUGUGGAGCAGAUCAGGGUUGUGCAUCGAGACGGACGCGUCAUCACGCUCUCACACCAGGAGCAGGAGCUGCAGGACUUCCUGCUGUCACAGAUGUCGCAGCAUCAGGUUCACGCUGUGCAGCAGCUGGCUAAAGUCAUGGGCUGGCACGUGUUGAGUUUCGGUAAUCACGUGGGCCUCGGCCCAAUCGAGAGCAUUGGGAAUGCCUCCGCCAUCACGGUCGCGUCUUCUAACGGAGAAUACGCCAUCUCAGUGCGCAACGGUCCAGAGAGCGGCUGCAAGGUGCUGGUUCAGUUCCCGCGCAGUCAAGCCAAAGAGCUGCCCAAGAGCGACAUGGUGCAGGAGGGCAAAUGGACGCACCUGAGGGGUCCUUACAAGGAGGUGCACUGGGGCCGAAUGGAAGGAAGAAACUUUGUUUACAAAAUGGAGCUGCUGAUGGCGGCCCUGACCCUGUGUCCCUAGAGCCGCCGGGGUCUCACAUUAAUUUGAUGCAUCUCUUUAUCGUUUGCUCGUGCUCUGUCAUUUUUCUAAGAAAAGGCCAGCGAUGGCCAAAACACUUGUUGGAAAUAAAACAUUUGUACGUCCA